AGACUGGUGAUUGAUAGUUUAAUGUUACGCGGAACUUCCCAUGGCAAUGAUAGCGACAAACUUGGCCAUCAUAUACCAUAUCUUGUGGACACUGUAAGGAUAGAUGAGAUUUUUCAAAAGGUUGUCAUCUUUCAUGUUAAACUUACGCUACUUGUGCAGAAAGUACUGUUGAGGAGAAAUUUGUUAGCUGGACAGCUAUCUAAACAAUUUUCUCCAUCUUGUACUCGGUAACUUGGACAUUGAUGUCUACAGAUGCGGCCAUCACGCAAAGGUUUAUCUUUAGGACAGCCGUAAUGACAUUCCUUGUUUUCCAAAUCGAGCCCUAAGCAUUCGUUUGAUUUCUUAGUUUGUUUCAUGUGUUGUCAAGACCAUUUGCUUACAUUGAUACGAAUUGCAUUGUGCCACACAAAGUCUUCCAUUCUUAAAUGGCUUCCAAGAUGGACAAGUCGAACGACAAAUUUUGUAAUCUUGGACGAUGUCAACAUAUGGCUGUGAUGUUGGGCAACUGGUAACACAGUUGCGAUCCGCAGUAAUAUAGGAAUCUGGUGGACCUAUACAACGAAAGAAUAUAUAUUUGAAAUUGAAUAAGGAAGAGACUUUUUCUCACAAGCUUUAACGCAUGUUUUUGCAGAAAUAAACAUGUCCUGGGAGCACUCAUUUGUGCACUGAAGACUCUCUGUAUCUAGAAAAUAGUCAGAGGGACAUUGUGGAUUGGUUUCGUUGGGUAGGAGAUUGCGUUUGGUUUCCAGGAUAUUUGUAGGAGGAGAAGAAGUAACUUUGUUGUCAGGUUGAAUUUCUCCUGAGAGCUCUGCUGCAAGAAGGAAUUCAACGAGCAAUAAAAUAGUGAUUGUUGCCAGUGCACCUGAAUAUUUGUU
This is a messenger RNA of Galdieria sulphuraria, 875 nucleotides long. RefSeq lists its product as uncharacterized. The coding region runs from base 22 to 231 and encodes 69 amino acids. The transcript has a single exon. Lineage: Eukaryota; Rhodophyta; Bangiophyceae; Galdieriales; Galdieriaceae. The record is from RefSeq and is a predicted model, not a curated record.